Dromaius novaehollandiae (emu) is the source of this 5095-nucleotide messenger RNA. It is a transcript of the gene UNC119B, whose product is annotated as unc-119 lipid binding chaperone B. The record is from RefSeq and is a predicted model, not a curated record. Bases 66 to 788 code for a protein of 240 amino acids. Gene Ontology annotation, molecular function: lipid binding. Lineage: Eukaryota; Metazoa; Chordata; Aves; Casuariiformes; Dromaiidae. The transcript is spliced from 5 exons. Gene Ontology annotation, cellular component: cilium. Gene Ontology annotation, biological process: cilium assembly; nervous system development; lipoprotein transport.
CGCCCCUCGCUCCCAUAGCUACCGUGGGCGGCGGCGGCCAUCUUGGCGGCGGCGGCGGCGGGGCGAUGAGCGGCUCGAAGGCGCGGGCGGCGGCGGCGGGGCCGGAGAAGAAGGCGCCGCCGGGGCCCGGGGGGGUGCUCAGCCGGCUGCGGGGGCGGCGCGGCUCGGCGGACGCGGCGCCCCCGCGGGCCGGAGCGCCUUGGACCGAGUCCGAGCUGCUGGCGCUGGAGACCGUCCGGCCCGAGCACGUCCUGGGGCUGUGCCGGGUCACGGAGAAUUAUUUAUGCAAACCAGAAGACAACAUUUACAACAUUGACUUCACCAGGUUCAAGAUCCGGGACCUUGAAACUGGAACGGUGCUUUUUGAAAUUGCAAAGCCGUCUGCUUCAGAGCAAGAUGACGAGGAUGAAGAUGACAGCAGUGAGCUAGAUGCCAGUGCAGGCCGCUUUGUUCGUUACCAGUUCACCCCAGCGUUUCUCCGUCUUCGGACUGUUGGUGCAACAGUGGAAUUUACAGUGGGAGAAAAGCCAGUGUCAAACUUCCGAAUGAUCGAGAGACAUUACUUCCGAGAUCGCUUACUGAAGAACUUUGACUUCGAUUUUGGGUUCUGUAUCCCCAGUAGCAGGAACACAUGUGAACACAUCUAUGAAUUCCCUCAGCUCUCAGAAGACCUUAUCCGCCUGAUGGUUGAAAAUCCCUACGAGACCCGCUCGGACAGCUUUUACUUUGUGGACAACAAGUUGAUCAUGCACAACAAGGCCGACUAUGCUUACAAUGGAGGACAGUAACUGUUACAUGUCCACUGGAUGCUGUGCUACUGCUAACCAUUCCGGAUAUCCAGGAGGGGACCGGAGUCGCUGUCUCAUGCAGCAAGGCUUCUUGCCAAACCUUUUCUCCUUGCAUGAGACUGAAAACAUGAAGAAAAGAAGGCAGCUCAUGAAAGUUAAGGAAAUCUCCCUACAACACUUCUCUAUCCAACAUUCCUAUGUAGCUUGCCUCUGUCUUUCUCCAUUCCUGGUUACCUUCUGGUACCUUGGUCAGGUUAUGGAUCGGAGGCUCUGUUAGGAAACUUUUGCUGUUAUGUUUUUUUUUUUUUUAUAGUUAGAUUGCACUUUUAGUGCUUCUGAUAUUUCACCAGUUGGGUGACUGACUACCCUCUUACAAGAGGUCAGAUUGUUUCAGUAAGCUAUUUCUUAGCAGGAAAAUUUGCCCCCUUCAAUUAGCCAGCGAGGCCUGAAGAGCAGAUCUCUUCUCCAGUUGGAUAGAUCAUCUCUUCACUGCAUAGUGGUUUAGUCUGUAGCAUGGCUGGGUUUGCUUUGUAGGGUGCAUCUUUAUAUUCCCUGGUGGAAAGUUAAAAUAAGAGACUAAUUCAGCUUCUAAGCAGCGCAGGAAUCUUCCUUCUGCUUCCAAGGGCCUGAACUGCUCCUGGAAACUACUUAAUCUGUAUUUUGCCAGAGAUUUCACUAGAAAUGCAAGAUAAGAAAAAGGGGAGUUUAUCCAGGUUGGUCAUUGAGUCAAUCUGAUAGCAUUUCUAUUUGCGCUCAUGUGAGCAAAUUGUUGAAUUAUGGAGCUUGAGGUCAACUUUAGAGCUGAAGUUAAUCUCACUUCACUCACUGUUUCUCCUUCUUCCUGUUGCGUAGGAUUUUUGGCUCUUGUUACAGAAUGUAUUGUCUUUGGGCUGACAGCACAUUGUCAGUCUAGCUGGGGUGGAGGGGUGGGGUGUCAAUCUAGUGCACUUGGAGGAAAAAGGGAGAAUGUGGAAACUCACCUGAAGAACGUGUGGGAAGCUGAGCUUCCUAGGUUUCAAUCUCUGUAUAUCUUUAAACCUUUUAGACCUGAAUGAUCUGUCAGAGGUGCUGGAAGGAGAGAUGGUGGUGUUACCAGCUCAUUUGCUUUGUUUUAUGUCAGCUAUAAUGUAUUAGCUAAAAGCUGCCCAGGUCAAAUUGCUCAGCUGGUGUUAUGGAGUGGGAUUCUUAUGACCAAAAAAUGAGAAUUGUUUAAGUUCCCGUCACUGCUUUGCCUGCUUACCUGUGUAUUUAUGGUUUAGGACGUUCUUCUUCUGAGUUAGUUACCCGCUAGACCAAAGGGUGUAUUUCACAACUGCGUUUGGUAUCUGGCAGUAGAGAGGAAAUAGUGUCAUGCGCUGGGAAGGGGAGAUCUGUGUCUUCCCAGCAGCCAUGCUGGGGCCCAGCUUCUGCCCAUGCAGAUCUGAGUGGGGAAAGCCCUCCUCUGCGUAUUCUGCUGACUCUGGAGACUGUCAUUUUCCUGUCCCCUCCCUGGGCGGGUCAGUCAUGGCUGUCGUUGCCGAGAGCUUGUGUCUAGACUAGAGACAUUUGCUAGUAUUAAUUCCACUUAUUCCCUGAGACAGUUGAAACCUAACUCCUUGGCGGAUACAGUUGGUUACCUGUUGUAUUAAGUAAGGUUCAAAGUAGAUUAUGUUUUAGCAGGACUGAAUGGGACGGACGUCACAGCCUGGAGCCUGUUAGUGCAUGCACAGCAGUAGGAAGCCUCUGCCUUCCCCUGGCAGACGAGUAAUGUUAGCUUUGGCAUAAAGGAUCAGUUGGCAGCAGAGUAAGCAGUGAGAGUUUGUGGGGUGGCAGCCAUGAAAGAAUCUCCAGCUCUUGGGAAGGAUGUUUAAUUAUGAUUAACCACAACAAAUGACCUGUUUUGGGAGGAGCAUUAAUCAUGAGCAACCACAGCAAACGUCUUGGGAAUGCGGAGGGGCAAGGUCUGCGUGGCUGAAAGAUGAAGAACAAUUCUGCUGCCGUGGAUCCCCUCCAGCAUCCCCGAAGGCACUUAAGCAAUCUUGUGUGGUGAUUUCAGAAUUAGUAAAGCUGCUGUAAGGUGGAGCUCAAGAGGCCUCCUGCUGUGAUUGUCUUCAGAAGGCCUUUUGCCAUGCCAUUGCGAUGGGGAAACUUCUUUUUUGCUGUAAGAGCGGGUAGUUACUCAUGGCAAAGCAGAACUGCCCAGAAGGGUGUUUUCCAUCCUGAACUGCUUCGAGAUACUCAGGAUAAAAGUGUCUGAAGAGGCUGAUAGUUAUUCCCUGGCAGAUUUUAGGAUGUUGAGCUGAAAUUGUGUGUAGUAUAAACCCAGGUGCCUUGAAAUGUUACUUUUGUCUCAUUUUCUGUAUGAAGCAACCUCCUCUGGUUGGUCAUUUUUCUUAUGAAUGUGAUGAUUCCCAUCUGUUUCUUAUGUCACCGAGUACAGAUGCUUAAAAGGAAGAUGCGCUGUUGCCAGAGUGAGCAGCAGAAAUUACUCUGCUGGUGAAUACCAACUCGCGUAAGCUGUUUGUGCUAGUCGGUGUGCAGCUCUGCCCAGUCGGAGCGCUUGGUAGGUGUGCGGGUGCCAUCUAGCCGCUGCUUUGCAGAAUGCGACUGACCCGCAUGAGAAUGCUCUUCCAACUAUAAAUGAGGUAUUUGAUGCUAUAGGCAAGUGGAUUCCUGUCUUACAUAGCCAGUACCUCUGUCAGUAGUGAUGAGAAGAAAUGAUUGAAUCAGUUGCUUUCCCAUCAGUGAAUGUCUUAAUUGUUCAGCAAUAAGAAAGGGGAAAUUGGAGGAAAAACAUAACAAGACUUGCAGGCAGGCAGCAUUAGCAUGCCUACGAUAGCUUCUAACUGAAGUUGUUUGCCAAAUUAGAGAGUCUUUGCCCAGAAAAGCAUGCUGCAGAAAAAAAUCCCUACAAGAGGGCGACCUGGCACUGGAAAAGAGUUGAUUGUAACCCAAAAAGUCAGGGACUUCUGGACUCUUGUCUGCACUUUGUCCACUUCCUUAGGGUCCCUCUUCUCUUAGAUGCCUUCUGUGAGGUCUCUUCCCUUUGUGGCCGAGAUGAGGCCUUUGGUAAACGUGGUUUAACAGAGCAUUUUCUUCCUUCUGGUUUCUGUGUUCUGAUGUUUUGGAUGGAAGCUACUCAAGCCAGUGGGCUAGGAAGAAGUUCCGAGGGGAUCUCCUCCUUGGCAAGUGGAUGGUCUGUUCCUAGCCGUGCGCUGAAAGGAGGCACUUUGUGUCGGUCAAAGUUUGAGCAAGAGAAGGGGUAUCUAUAGACAGCCUCUCUCAGAUCACGUGUGCUGAGCUGGAAGGAGGAAAGAGAUAGGAUUAUGCUGCAUUCUGCUAUAACAAAACAAAAAAAGGGGACCAAAACCACAGACUCAUGCUAAAUCUUUCCAGUAUUGGUUCUUUCAGGACCAGGACCUCUUUUGCUGCGCUGUUGAGGUGAGUGCCUUGGCUCUUUGUGGGCAAGCUUCCCGGACAGUUGUUUCAUGAGAGACUGCUGGAUCCAUACUGCACCUCGCGAAGGAAGGUCAUCUCUCCCUAUUCGGACAGGGUACUGCUGUCCUUGCCCUCCGUUUUUGGUAGGAAGCGUCUUCCUUUGUGUGCUUUCUGUAGGACUUUCAAUGCAUCUGCAGAGAAGCAGCGACAGCCUCCCCUCUGGAGCUUGAGGGUGUUUCUUCUGCUUAUCCGAGGGUUCAGGAAGAAUAAAACAAACGUUUAAAAGGCAGAAAUGGAUGAGGAAGGUGGUGACGGCGAAGUAGUGAGGCCACGUGCGGUAACUCCACUUCUCAGCUCUGUAUGUCAUCGCAUCGGCUUCGGCUCUUUCCCCGUGCCUGCCUUCCGCUCUGCCGUCCCGCACCACGGAGCGACUGCCCGAGGGCGCGCGGACCGGCGCCCGCUGUCGUCCUUGGACUCGGCAACGCUGCCGGCCCCCCGCGGCUUUACGCCGAGGACGAGGCCGACGGGCGGUGAGCUGCUGCAGUCGGGCGCCCCUUCCUCCUCCUCUGCGCCGAGGAUAACGAGCACCAGCAACCACCACGAGCACCUGCACGGACCCGCGCUGGGCCCAGGCACGUCCUCUGCCUGUACCUGUACCUGUACCUCUGCCUGUACCUGUACCUGUACCUGUACCUCUGCCUGUACCUGUACCUGUACCUCACCGUGGGGCCUUGCCGCCGCCCCUCCCCGCUCCCGCACGGCGCUGCCGUGGGGCUGGAGCCCGGGUGCCGGAGAGCGGGGCGGGGGGUGUCCCGGGCCGGGGCCGUGCGUGCCCGGUCCCGGCCCUCCGUCACGAGCAAUAGCACCGAAUAAACCUCCCCCGUUCCGCA